This is a messenger RNA of Limulus polyphemus (Atlantic horseshoe crab), 2376 nucleotides long. RefSeq lists its product as uncharacterized. The transcript is spliced from 2 exons. The coding region runs from base 220 to 2148 and encodes 642 amino acids. The record is from RefSeq and is a predicted model, not a curated record. NCBI's taxonomy places the organism in Eukaryota, Metazoa, Arthropoda, Merostomata, Xiphosura, Limulidae.
UGACAAGAAGCCGACGAAUGUGAGAGGUGGUCAUUGUUUGGAAAGAUAGAGGAGCUGGUCGCCUGCUAUUUUGUCGACCUAAAAGCACCAAUGUCCUUCAGCCGUGUCCAUUAGAUCGUUAGGUAUUAGCAGUGUGGUGGAUAAAGCAAAGGUGUUAGUGCGACCUGCUGUGACCGUAGUGUGUAUGGGGUAGAGAAAAUAACUUAUUUCAGUGGAAACAUGUUUGUGAAAAUGUGGAUGGUAGCAACUAUAGAGUGUUUAAUAAUUUGGUUAUCAUCUGUGAAAGGCUACCACGGAAACCUCUCUGCACUGUUUCCUGAAAGUCCCGAGUUUUCUGAUAUUGAAUCUUCUGUUAUACGACUUAUGAUAGAUCAAAACAGAACCUAUAGUUUUCUUGGUGUUACCGUUAACAACCACUUUCGGUAUCGACAGAUAUUAUCCAGUGAAGAAACCUGGAAGUUGAUUCCAUCUCUCAGGUCUCGUCGUAUUUCCCAUCAUCUUGUCGCUCUUGCUGUUUUAAAGCUUGCUGAAGAACAAAAGCUGACUCUGUAUGACCACGUCUUUGGAUUUUCUGGAUUACUCCGUAAAAUCUUUCCGUGGCAACAGUUAUCAAACAUUGUUGUGGAUCAUCUAGUGUAUGAAAUAACCAUUGAGCAUUUGUUAAUGCAAACCUCGGGUUUAGAGUGUCAAAUCAAAAAUGGCGCCUCAUUCAAUUUUGAAAACUUCAAUGAGCAACGAAGACAUGUUAACAACAAAGAAAUAAAAGAAAAUUUGAAAAUAAGAAGAUUUGUGAAUGUUCUAUCAUUUCUUCUUUCCAAGCCACUAUACCAUCCACCAGGGGUAAAACAGUGUUCGGGCGAUGAAGGUUUUGUCAUUUUAUGCUUUGUUAUCGAAUCAGUCAUUGGUCAGAAAUGUAAAGAUUUCAUUAAGAAUACGUUUCUAUUACCAUUAGGGAUGUGGCAAACAUAUCUGAGUGAAAAUUGCUUUGAAAGAAAUAUGUGGUCAUCGCAAGCGUUGGCUUAUAGUGAAGCGUGUUCCGCAAUCGAACCAACAGUGUUGUCUAAUUCGACACAAGUAGACCCCGGAAAUUAUAUUUUCAGUUUUUUCGCAGACUGGAUAUUUUCUGCAUAUGAUGUUCUGCGUCUGUUUUCUUAUUAUUAUAUUGAUUAUAUACAUAAAAUUUCAUCACUCAGUUCUUUAAAAUUCAUUUUCGAACAGGCAGCCAAAGCCCUUCCUCAACACAAUAGUAGGUGGCAUAUCAUGGGAAUUCGUAUUGAUAACAACGGCGUUAUCUGGAUCGAAUCGGAUCGGUCUAGCAAUGACGAUUUUGUUAUUGGCUGCAAAAUAACUCUUGGAAAAAUGCAAUACCAUAUUCCUUUUGACAAAAACCAGGAUUUUAAGAGCACCUGCUGGUUGUUCUUAUUGUCGGCUAGAAAAGGAAACCGACUGAAGAAAACAUUGGAUAGAUUGUGGGUGAAAAAAAUAGAUUCACGCGAGGAAUCAGUAUUCCCGGAUCUUUUAGAUGUCACUUCUCUGAAUAAUGACCAGAAAGUUAACAGAGGAGUGAAAUUUUCUGUUCCACGCAUCCUUAAACAGACGUAUGAGAGAGCUCUUAAUUUAUCCAAUCUCACAGUAUUUCAAGUUAACGAGUAUAUCUUUUCUGGGCGACACUAUUUCUCGUUUAUCUUAACCAGCAAUAUGCAACACAAGUCAUUAGUUGCUGAAGCUAGAAACCAUUUUAAUCGUUUGCCGUCGUCUUAUGGCGAUCAUCUAAAUCGUCGAAAUCCAUUAGAAUUAUUAAAUACUGAGGCAUUACCGAAACAUAAAAUACUAAAAUGGAAUGGUUCUAAACCUCAAUCUAUCUUUAAUAUCAGUGUAAAGCGAAUCCUGCUGGAGUCACAAAUCAAACUUCACACAAAGAGAGGGUUAUACUUAAAAAAUAUUUUUUGCAGCCUGAUUGAUUCGGAACUGUAUGUCACAUUCACUACCAAGAAAUCGCGUAAAUGGAUUUUGAACACUCAAUUAAUACAGUCAGAAGUUGAAAAACUCUCUCGACAAUACGAGAAAAGUGGGUUUGUUAUAACAGAAUUGUGUGGGUAUGAAGAAAAUCAACGUCUGUACUUUAUGGUUAGGUGGGUAAAAUUCUAGUAUUCCAUCAUUAUUUCUAUAACUACAUUCCGCGUUCCUGUAAACAUUACUGUUACCAAACAUGAUGCAUUUUUUGUAGAAUUUGAAUAGUUAAAGUGUAUUUCUUUUCAAUAAUAUUUAUAGAAACAUCUUGUACGAAUUUGUAUACAUAACGCUGUAAUAAUGAGUCGAUUUGGCAGAGAGCGAUGUUUCUGUGAUAAAUGAAAACUGAAAAUAAAGAAAUUGUGA